Messenger RNA from Aureobasidium melanogenum CBS 110374, 594 nucleotides. RefSeq lists its product as uncharacterized. The record is from RefSeq and is a predicted model, not a curated record. The transcript is spliced from 3 exons. Bases 1 to 594 code for a protein of 197 amino acids. NCBI's taxonomy places the organism in Eukaryota, Fungi, Ascomycota, Dothideomycetes, Dothideales, Saccotheciaceae.
AUGAAGCCGCAGAAGACCAUUCAUUGGGUCACACCAACAACUAUGGUCGCUGCUUUUCUUGUCGGAUGCAUGCUAUCUCUUGGCCACCAUCUCUUCUAUUCGAGUUUAGCUGGAACCAAUACUCCAACGGGAUAUUAUCACGCGAUCGCCGGGAACAAGAUAUCUAAGCAAGAACUCAAUACAGCAAUUGGCACAACCUUUGCUUUCUUGGUCAAGGCUAUGCUUGCACUGGCUGUUUCAACAGCCUAUGUACAGGCAUUCUGGCAUUCCGCCAAAGCCUCAAAAAGAGGGCAACGCUUGUCGACUCUCGAAACGACAUUUCCGAUCCUAGGUAAUGUGCUGGGGUUUGCUAAAGUUCAUGUUUGGGUCAAGCAUCCGUUACUCCUGUUCCUAGUAAUCAUCGCUUGGUCUGCACCUAUUGCGUCGAUCGUGACGCCAGCCACACUUUCUGUUCAGUACAUCGCUGUCCAGCAGUCCAAGUUAACGCCUGUUCCUAAGUUUGGAUUCACCAACUAUGAUUUUGUAGCUCCGCUCGAAGUGGAUGUUUCUUCCGGAACGGACUAUAGCGAGCUUGAUAAGAAUAGAGGUGCUUGA